Engraulis encrasicolus (European anchovy) is the source of this 482-nucleotide messenger RNA. It is a transcript of the gene rpl35a, whose product is annotated as ribosomal protein L35a. Bases 99 to 434 code for a protein of 111 amino acids. NCBI's taxonomy places the organism in Eukaryota, Metazoa, Chordata, Actinopteri, Clupeiformes, Engraulidae. Gene Ontology annotation, molecular function: structural constituent of ribosome. The record is from RefSeq and is a predicted model, not a curated record. The transcript has 5 exons. Gene Ontology annotation, cellular component: cytosolic large ribosomal subunit; ribosome. Gene Ontology annotation, biological process: cytoplasmic translation; ribosomal large subunit biogenesis.
CCACCAUCUAGAUAAUUUCCCAGCAUUCCGUUCGAACUUCCUUUUCCUCCAUUUUUUCGUACAGUGCAGGUAUAGGUAGCCUGGACUAAAGUCUCACAAUGCCGGCUGGAAGACUCUGGAGCAAGGCCAUCUUCACUGGCUACAAGCGUGGCCUGAGGAACCAGCGCGAACACACAGCCCUUCUGAAGGUAGAGGGAGUCUACACCAGGGAUGAGGUUGACUUCUACCUGGGCAAGCGUUGCGCUUACGUCUACAAGGCCAAGAACACCACAAAGACGCCCGGUGGCAAGCCCAACAAGACGAGGGUCAUCUGGGGCAAGGUCACCCGCGCACACGGCAACAGCGGCAUGGUGCGUGCCAAGUUCAGGAGCAACCUGCCCGCAAAGGCAAUCGGACACAGAAUUCGCGUGAUGCUCUACCCAUCCCGCGUCUAAUGUGCUGUUGUUGUGUACAUACAAUAAACAAAGUCUGGUUGAAAUGUU